Molecule: messenger RNA, 1458 nt
Organism: Abrus precatorius (Indian licorice)
Lineage: Eukaryota; Viridiplantae; Streptophyta; Magnoliopsida; Fabales; Fabaceae
Product: ammonium transporter 2-like
Exons: 4
Coding region: 1-1458 (485 amino acids)
Biological process (GO): ammonium transmembrane transport
Cellular component (GO): plasma membrane
Molecular function (GO): ammonium channel activity
Source: RefSeq, a predicted model, not a curated record
AUGGCCACUCCCACAGCAUACCAAGAGCACCUUCCAGCAUCACCCUAUUGGCUAAACAAAGGUGACAACGCAUGGCAAAUGACAGCAGCAACACUAGUGGGUCUUCAAAGCAUGCCAGGCCUAGUGAUUCUCUAUGCAAGCAUAGUGAAGAAGAAAUGGGCAGUGAAUUCAGCUUUUAUGGCUCUUUAUGCUUUUGCAGCUGUGCUAUUAUGUUGGGUCCUUUUGUGUUACCGAAUGGCAUUUGGGGACAAACUCUUACCCUUUUGGGGUAAGGGUGCCCCAGCACUAGGCCAAAAGUUCCUCAUAAACCGAGCAAAAGUCCCUGAAAGCACCCACUACUACCACAAUGGUACAAUUGAAAGUCCCACAAUGGAGCCCUUGUUUGGGAUGGCUUCAGUUGUUUAUUUCCAAUUCACUUUUGCAGCUAUUACACUGAUUUUAUUGGCUGGGUCUGUCCUUGGUAGAAUGAACAUAAAGGCUUGGAUGGCUUUUGUGCCUCUUUGGCUCAUUUUUUCCUACACUGUUGGUGCCUUCAGUCUUUGGGGUGGUGGCUUUCUCUAUCACUGGGGUGUUAUUGAUUACUCCGGUGGCUAUGUCAUCCAUCUUUCCUCUGGAAUCGCUGGCUUCACUGCUGCUUACUGGGUUGGGCCUAGGGAGAAGAGUGACAGGGAAAGGUUCCCACCAAACAAUGUGCUGCUUAUGCUUGCAGGUGCUGGCUUGUUGUGGAUGGGGUGGUCAGGGUUCAAUGGUGGAGCACCAUAUGCAGCAAACAUUGACUCUUCUAUUGCUGUGCUCAACACUAAUGUAUGUGCUGCUACUAGCCUUCUUGUAUGGACCUCUCUUGAUGUCAUAUUUUUCAGUAAGCCUUCAGUAAUUGGAGCUGUUCAGGGUAUGAUGACUGGGCUUGUUUGCAUCACCCCAGGUGCUGGGCUAGUGCAAUCUUGGGCUGCAAUAGUGAUGGGAAUCCUAUCAGGAAGCAUUCCAUGGGUGUCCAUGAUGAUCCUUCACAAGAAGCUAAGCCUUCUUCAGAAGGUAGAUGACACACUUGGAGUGUUUCACACACAUGCAGUGGCUGGCCUUUUGGGUGGCCUCCUCACAGGUCUCUUGGCAGAACCACAGCUUUGUACACUCUUAUUGCCAGUGACUAACACAAGGGGUGCCUUCUAUGGUGGUGACGGUGGUGAGCAAUUUUUUAAGCAAUUGGUAGGGGCAUUUUUCAUCACUGGAUGGAACUUAGUCUCCACCACCCUCAUUCUUCUUGCCAUACAACUGUUCAUACCCUUGAGGAUGUCGGAGGAGCAACUCGAGAUCGGCGACGAUGCCGUCCAUGGCGAAGAAGCUUAUGCCCUUUGGGGUGAUGGAGAAAAAUACGACCCAACUAAGCAUGGAUCAUCAAAAGUUGAUAAAACUUCAUCACCCUUUGUUAGUGGUGCAAGGGGUGUAACUAUAAAUGUAUGA